ACUUAGUUACGCUUAGAAAUUUGUGUUUCUGGUGCAGUUGGUGAACGAAGCUUUGGAAACGUUGGGAAAGGUACGCAACCGUAAAAAUCAGUGAGAUUUUCACUUAAUACUCAAAGCAAUGGCGACGUUGCAGCGGCCUAAAGCAGUAAAGAGGUUAAGCUGGCAGGACUUGUCUCCUGACAGCCCGAGAAUUCAGUUAACAAGACGAAUCGUGCAGCUACAAGGAAACAAAACGUCUGCUGACAUUCUCGAACAAGCAAAGCAAAUAUGUAAUGAUUAUAUUGAAGCUAAACUUGAGCGCGAAGGCUUAAAAAAUCGAAGCUGGUCUUUCACUUUCUCCAAUUCAGCACCGCGUCAAGAGAGCGGUGAGAUGGUUUCUCAAGUAUCAAUCCGUGUGCGGGAAGUUGGUAGACUCCUUGAACAGAGCUAUCCCCGUUUAUACAGAGAUAUUUCUGGCCGUAUUAAUGUCCCUUUUAACAGCGAAAACACCGUUCAUGAUGUAUUUAAUAAUGUUUCGUCGGAAAUCUUGAGCGAUGGAUUAAACUGGGCGAGAAUUGUUGCUCUGUAUGCGUUCGCUGGUGCGCUCGUUGCUGAAUGUUGCAAAGAGGGUCGCAAUUCUUACGUGCUGGAAAUCGGAAACUGGAUGUACGAAUUUGCAGCUCUCUACAUGGUGGAUUGGAUCAAAAGUAAAGGUGGAUGGGAAGACCUCUUACGAGCUUUCCCGAGCUUAACACCGACUGGUUUGGGAACGUCGAUUGAUGUUCAAGCUACUCAGUGGUACAGUUGGUUUGUGAUGGCUGUUAGGGCGUGGUGUGAGACGGCUUUUGAGUUCCUGGAAUACUGCUUCAAAGCUUACAUGGAAAGAGUGCGGAAAAUGAAUACUGGCUCUCGUAAAAUAAGCCACUGAUAAAUAAAUAAAGAAAAUUAGAAAAAAUAGAAAUUUUUCGAAAAGGCCGAAUCAUGGAUGAUGGCUUUGAUAAUAAUUUACGGUUUAUUUUCUUAUCAAAAUUUCUAGAGUAUUGCGAAGUGAAAAUAAAAAAAAUCCUUUUUAAAUGUUAUUAACAAUAUUGACAGUGACCUGGUGGGUUGAUGUCAGAAAAGAAGCGUUCAUUGUGUUCAAGUCCCGACCUCCCGUGCAUCACUGUACGUCCCACAGAUCGUGAGCUGCGUUCAACGCCUCAGCUUCGUUCUUAAACUGCCACCCUUUCACCAUUUUAGGUAGGGUACCUAAACUGUGAGAGUUCUGUGUAUCGCAACAAAUAAUUCAACUUAAAUGGCAAGAUCUUUAAUCUCGUGCUUGAUUUAUAGACUCCCAGGAAUUAACCCCUAACGCUAAAAGCACCAAACGGACCUGUUCACCUUACAUUUUAGCGCGCCGGCGGAACUCUGAGAGCAAGGCAUACAGAAACGUGUGCUCUUCUUUCCCAGAGUUCUACGCGGCGUGUUAACAUCAGUUUGUUUUCUUCACUCAUUUUUUUUUAACUAGCGCAAUGGACUUCGCCGGAAAGGAACGACUGCUCGCGGUCUAGAACCGUAAGUUUCUCAGCGCGUUGCAACCAGCGAACAAUCACAAAUUGACAAUAUUUACAAGACUGCAUUAGUUGUAAUUGUUUAAUGAAGCAGGUUACAGUUGAUCCUUCAGAGUGAGUAAGGAUUUUAGUAUACUAAAUAGAAUGCCGUUCUUACAGAAGAAAGAAUUAAAAAAAUCCGCGCAAUCUCUCCUAUUCAAUUAAACUACGUUCCUCAAAA
Pocillopora damicornis (cauliflower coral) is the source of this 1749-nucleotide messenger RNA. Its product is annotated as bcl-2-related ovarian killer protein homolog B. Lineage: Eukaryota; Metazoa; Cnidaria; Anthozoa; Scleractinia; Pocilloporidae. Gene Ontology annotation, cellular component: mitochondrial outer membrane. Gene Ontology annotation, biological process: extrinsic apoptotic signaling pathway in absence of ligand; regulation of apoptotic process; intrinsic apoptotic signaling pathway in response to DNA damage. Gene Ontology annotation, molecular function: BH domain binding. The record is from RefSeq and is a predicted model, not a curated record.